ACUUGGCUUCAGUAUGCUUGGAUUCUCACGAGUUUUGUGUGCGUCACACACUUGGGUGCAGAAUUGCGUCGAGGCAAGUCACAUUCGAACACACGCUCGACUAUUCACCUACCGCGAGAAGGGCAUCAUGAGCCGCAGUCGGUCGUCCAUAAGCCACCGCUCGUCCAUUAGCAGCAGCGUAGCGGGAGCACCCACGGCACUGCGCAAUGACGCAAUCUUGUACCUGACGAUCCUCUCAGCGCGCGACCUUAAGAGGGUGCAGACUCUGGGAGAGCAGGACCCCUACUGCAGUGUGUACCUGACGACGGGAGGGAAGGAACAGGAGAAGGCAGCGUUUAAGACGGACACGCACGACAACGGAGGGACGCAACCGAUGUGGAAUGCAAAGGGCCACAUUUUGAUCCCCGACAUCUCGUCGGAUAUCGUGCGCUUCCGUAUCAAGAACAACAACUGGGGGAAGAACACGGUGAUCGGAGAGAUCGCGUUGGCGAUGCGAGACUUGUCCCGAGGACGAUCCAUGGAGAAGGAGUUCGCGUUGACCCCCACGGGCUAUUUGAAGGUGCUGAUGUAUCUGUCACUGGGUCACGAAAACCCGACAUCACAGCCUCGCGUGAAAUUUGGCGAAUAUCCGCAGCACUUCAUUCCCGGCAAGACCAAACUCUACCUGGGUCUGAUCUCGGGUAGCAAACUGCGCGAUAUCCAGUCGUUCGGCACUCAAGACCCAUUCUGCGAAGUGUACCUUGGUCGCAGUCGCGUUCCUUCAGCAAAGGACCUGGUGUAUAGAACGAAAACCCAUGACAAUGGAGGAAAGAACCCGCGCUGGAUCGAGGCUAUCGCGGUUAGCGUGAGAUGCAUAGAGCACGACUUCCUCGUGAUUCGGGUCAUGAACGACAACACUGUGAAGGAGUAAGUGAGGACAACGCACUCUAUUCUGCCCAGUGCUCUAACUUUUGCUGUUUGUGUGCGUGUAGUACGCUUAUUGGAGAGCUGUGCUUGAAGGUAGAGAUGCUGAUCGGCCGCAAUUUCGAGGACAAGAGCUACCCCAUCGAAGCGGACGACACGAUCGUGGGGCAGGUGCGACUUCAGCUCGCGCUAUUCAACGACGAGAUUAUGGACGAGGACGAGAUCCGCGACUGCGACGUGGACGGCUGCUCGUGCGCUUCGACACACCCUGUUCGUGCCACGAAGGUCGGCGAUGUGCUUAUCAAUGGCAUUUCUCCCGAAGGUGUGCAGUAUCUAGAAGCCGGUACCGCUGUGCACACGGGCUGCGAACUGGCAGGCGACUAUGUCGUGGACAAGGACGUGUACGAAGGUGACGGAUGGGAAGGAGAGGAACUCGAUACUCGCCGACUGGAGCAACUUGACAGCGAUGAGUGGGAAGGCGACGAAUUGUAGAUGGCUACAGUAGGCAAAUAAAAAAUGCCUGGGGACAACCAAGGGCAACUGAACCUACACUUGGAAAAAAUGGCUACAGUUGAUAUCGUUUCGUCGUAGGAACA
This is a messenger RNA of Phytophthora nicotianae INRA-310, 1499 nucleotides long. RefSeq lists its product as hypothetical. The record is from RefSeq and is a predicted model, not a curated record. Bases 14 to 910 code for a protein of 298 amino acids. Lineage: Eukaryota; Oomycota; Peronosporomycetes; Peronosporales; Peronosporaceae. The transcript has 5 exons.